UGUAGAGUUGUUCAUUUUGUUCUUACUGGCACACAAUGAAAAAAAUUGUAAAAACUAGAAAGUCGGUGUUUAUACACAUACGUUCGUAAAUGCCCUCCACUAUCACAUGCUCCCUUCUCUCAGUUCUCUGUGUUCCAUUUACUCAUUAACAUGAUCAUCUUCAACCCUAUCAAAUUCUCCCCCAAACCCAAAUCAAACUUCUAAGUUCCAAGUUCUCUAACAUCACCACACAGAAAACUCAAAACAACAACACACACAUACACAAAACAAAAACACAAAAUGGGACAAGAAAACAACUUAACACAAAAGAGAACAACAAGCACAGGAGGAUUACCAACAACAACCACCACAACAACAACAAACUCACGUAACCGUACACUGCCACGUGGACGUCAGAUCCAAAAAACAUUCAACAACAUAAAGAUCACAAUCCUCUGCGGUUUCGUAACAAUCCUCGUCCUACGUGGCACAAUCGGCGUUAACCUCGGCACAUCACAGAACGAUGCGGUUAACGCCGCUGUUAUCGAGGAAACUAACCGUAUCCUCGCUGAGAUCCGAUCUGAUUCCGAUCCAUCUGAUCGGAAUCAGACCGAAACUUUUAUGAGUUUGAAUGAAACUUAUGCUCUUGGUCCUAAGAUCCUUAAUUGGGAUACUGAGAGAACAAGUUGGUUAGAUAAGAACCGUGAAUAUCCUAAUUUUGUUAAGGGGAAACCUAGGAUUUUGCUUCUUACUGGUUCGCCUCCGAAACCGUGUGAUAAUCCUAUUGGUGAUCAUUAUCUUUUGAAAUCUAUCAAGAAUAAGAUUGAUUAUUGCAGAUUGCAUGGCAUUGAAAUUGUGUACAACAUGGCUCACUUGGACAUGGAGCUCGCAGGUUACUGGGCCAAAUUGCCCAUGAUUCGAAGGCUCAUGUUAUCACAUCCUGAAGUGGAGUGGAUUUGGUGGAUGGACAGUGAUGCAUUCUUCACUGACAUGGUGUUUGAGCUUCCCAUGAGUAAAUAUAAAGAUUAUAAUAUGGUUAUUCAUGGGUAUCCUGAUUUGUUGUUCGAGCAGAAUUCUUGGAUUGCAAUCAACACAGGGAGCUUUUUGUUUCGCAAUUGCCAGUGGUCGUUGGAUUUGCUUGAUGCUUGGGCCCCUAUGGGUCCGAAAGGCCCAAUCCGAGAGGAGGCUGGGAAGAUUUUGACGGCAAAUCUCAAAGGAAGGCCAGCAUUCGAGGCUGAUGAUCAAUCGGCAUUGAUAUAUUUAUUGUUGUCAAAGAAGGACAAAUGGAUGGAGAAGGUAUUUCUUGAGAAUUCUUUUUAUUUGCAUGGUUAUUGGGCUGGGUUGGUUGAUCGGUAUGAAGAGAUGAUGGAGAAGUAUCAUCCGGGGCUUGGGGAUGAGAGGUGGCCUUUUGUGACGCAUUUCGUGGGGUGUAAGCCUUGUGGGAGUUAUGGAGAUUAUCCAGUAGAGAGAUGCCUUAGUAGCAUGGAGAGGGCUUUUAAUUUUGCAGAUAAUCAAGUGCUUAAACUCUAUGGGUUUAGGCACCGGGGAUUAUUAAGUCCUAAAAUCAAGCGGAUCAGAAAUGAGACCAUUACUCCUUUAGAGUUUGUAGACCAGUUUGAUAUACGAAGGCAACAUGAAGGCACCGUGGAACCAAAAAAUUAGAGUAAGGUUUCAAAUUGCAAUUGCGGAUUUUGAUAUAAUGGUUGUUAAUUGCAGUCAAUACAGCCUCAAUUGCUGUCACGACGCUAAAGAAACAUUGAUAUUUGAUUACACCUGAAACAUUCACAAUGCAGCGGUUACAGAAUAUAAUUUAAAACCAGAAGGAAAGUAACAUGUUUGGAGUGGUGAUGCUAUAGCCAAUAGGUGGACAUGUAACUUUUUCUCUUUCGUUAUGUCGUCUUUGGUAAGUUAAUGGGAAACUCAUAAGAUAAAAUUCUUUCAUACAAGUCAUUAUUUUUCUGUAGAGUUUGAGUAAUCAGUAAUUUUUGUUUACUGAUCUGCUGUAUACCGAGCAUCUUUGUGUGUUUUGAUUUUUAUUCAAUGUCCUGUUAAAAUUCAGGAAUUUGAUGUAAGCGACUCUAGUUCUGUUUCUGCUCUUACCAGCAGGCAGCAGCACCGCAAUUGAAAUAUUAAUGUUCACGACAGAAUGUCGAGGAAACAAAUAUAUGUUUUUCAUCUAAGUGAAUGUGAUUGUGAAGUAGUUUUUAUAGUAA
Molecule: messenger RNA, 2192 nt
Organism: Medicago truncatula (barrel medic)
Lineage: Eukaryota; Viridiplantae; Streptophyta; Magnoliopsida; Fabales; Fabaceae
Product: probable xyloglucan 6-xylosyltransferase 3
Exons: 2
Coding region: 280-1641 (453 amino acids)
Biological process (GO): xyloglucan biosynthetic process
Cellular component (GO): membrane; endosome; trans-Golgi network
Molecular function (GO): hexosyltransferase activity
Source: RefSeq, a predicted model, not a curated record